AUGCACAACUGCGGCUUCGGUGUGCCGUCGGCGGGCAGGGCCGAUGGCGAGGCCUGGGGCGUUGCACGACCCUGGGCCUCCUGCGACGCGCAGCUGCUGUCGGCCGUGCACACGAAGAAGGAGUGGGAUGAGGCCAUGCGCUCCUCCGGCCAAUGGCAGCAAGCGCUGAGCCUCUACUGGCAGGGCCUGGGCCAAAGGAUUCGCACAGAUGCGAUGUCGGUGACCUCCAUCAUGAAGACCUUGGCCCGCUACGAGCAGUGGCAGCAGGCGAUGUGUGUCUUCUCGGAGCUUUCACAGCGAUCUGUUCAGAGGAACGUCGUCGUCUUUAGCACGGCGGUGGUCGCCUGCUCCAAGGGCCGGCGCUGGGAUCAGGCCCUGGCCGUGCUUCAGAGCAUGGAGAAGGAGUCGGUCCGAGGAGACCUGGUGAUUUGGAAUUCCGCCAUCAGUGCCUGCGAGCGUGCUUCUGCCUGGUCCCGAGCUGUGCAGCUUUUGGUGAUGCUCCCGCAGAGGCAGCUGCAAGGGGACAUCAUCUCGCAUAACUCUGCCAUCAGCGCGUGCAGCAAGGCGGAGCAGUGGUCUUUGGCCCUCUCGGUCCUUGCGGGUCUCGACGCGGUGUCCCUACAAGGCACCGUUGUCACAUUCGGGGCAGCUUUGGACGCUUGCGCCCGGGCAGGCGCUUGGCAACAGGCUUUGCUGCUUUGUGCGGAGCUACCCGCCAGAGGUCUGCAGCCGAAUGCAGUGACCGAGGACCGUGCGGUGGGCGCCUUCUCCAAGGCCUCCUUGUGGCAGGAGGUCCUGGAGGUCUUCUGGGCGGCCUCCAAAGCCCAGCGGGGCACGGCGCGGCUCUACAACGCGGCGAUCACUGCGUACGGUCGGGGGCGGCACUGGCGGAAUGCCCUUUUGUUAUUCGAGGACAUGGUGAGCCGCACGAUCCCUCGGGACGUGGUGACCUUUUGCGCGGCGCUCGCGGCCUGUGAUAAGGCGGGGAACUGGCAGAAGGCAGAGCUGCUCCUUGCGCAGGCCGAACGUUGCACACGCCUGGAUGUUGAGAUCUACAACGCCGCAAUCAGCGCCUACGGCAAAGCCCUUGCGUGGCAGAGGGCCGUGGGCCUGGUUGACCGCAUCCAUGCCUCCAGCCUCACAGCGGACGCAGUGACCUAUCGCUCGGCGAUGUUCGUCUGUGGCCGUGCUGGGCGCUGGGAGGCGACCCUGCAGCUUCUCUCCCAAGCCGAGCGGGGCGGCAGGGCAGCGGCACCGCAGACUUUUGCAGCGGCCAUGGAGGCCUGCGUCUCCGCAGGGCGCUGGGAGGUGGCUUUGGUGCUGUCCGACACCAUGGAGCAGCGGCAGCUGCGCAGCAACGAUGCGACACGAGCCGUCUUGGUGCGAGCCUGCGCCCUGGGUGGUUUCUGGCAGCAGGGGCUGUCUAUGCUUGCUGAAGUCGGGACGGAGGGGCGAGUUGCGGCCACCAACGCCGCGAUUGUGGCUUGUGGCCGGGCCGGGCAGUGGAGCCAUUCGCUGGCCCUGCUUUCCGAGCUACAGCAGGCGCGUUUCGUGGGCAUUGACACCUACACUGCCGUGCUCAGUGCCUGUGGUACCAGCAGCCAGUGGCAGGAGGCUGCUCUGGUCUUCGAAGAUCUGGAGCAAACAGGCCUGCCGCUGGACCUGGCCGCCCGCACGGCUGCGGCCGCGGCGUGCGAGACCUCGGAGUUUUGGGCUCGGGCCAUGGGGCUUCUGGAGGAGCUGCAGGGCGAGGACCUGCAGGCCGACGUCCUCGCUUACAACGUGGCUAUCCGCGCAGCAGCAGGUGGCGAUCUUUGGCAGGUGGCUCUCUCCUUGCUAGUGUCGGUGGAGAAAGACUUGCGCAGCAGCGUGAUCACCUACAAUUCGGCCAUGAGAUCCUGCGUGUCAAGCGGCCAGUGGCAAGUCGCUCUUCUACUCCUUGCCAGGUGCCUGAGCCGUGCACUGCCGGCGGAUGCCGUCACCUAUGGCGUCGCCAUGAGCGCCUGCGAGAAGGGUGGGCAGUGGUCUCGCGCCCUCGGCCUGUUCUGGGACCUGGAGAAGGCGCGCCUGGCCGCUGAUGCUAAGACUUGCAGCACAGCGAUGGCUGCUUGCUCGAAUGGUGGACAGUGGCCAAGCACCCUGGAACUGUUUGCUUCCAUGGAAGGGCAGUCUUUGCAGCGGGGCGUCGUUUCUUACACAGCUGCCAUCAAUGCCUGUGGUAUGGCUGGGCUCUGGGAAGAGGCCCUCCAAUAUUUGCGAGAAAUGGGCUCCAGGAAGAUCUCCGGCAACUUGAUCUGCUACUCCGCCGCUGCCGCCGCCUGUGAGCAGCGAGGGCGCUGGCAGCAUGUCCUUAAACUCCUUCAGGAUGUGAAUCUCCAGCGUUGGGAGCCUGAUGCUGCUCUCUACAACUUGGCCAUCAACGCCUGCGAGCAGGGGUCCAAGUGGCAGUAUUCCCUACUUUUCUUUAGCGAGUUGGAGAAGGUUCGUUCCCUGCAGCAGGAUGCCGCCAACGACAACCGCCUGUUCGCGUUGCCGCGCCCCUUCAUCGACAUCGACAGCGGUCGCGCCCUCGCAGCCUACGCAGAGGGGACCGAAACGCGCCGGAGGACUUUCCAAGCUGAGCAGGGGCAGAUCCGCUGCAGCUUCUGGGCCCUGACUGGGCCGGAGCCGGUGGGUACCGACGCCAGCGGUCGCCCAGUGCUGUACACCAGCUUUAGUCAGGCCCUGAACCGCUCAGACCCUUUCAAGAGCAUGGAGCACCUGACCAGGCUCCUGGAAGAUGCGAGCGCGGUGCUGGCCUCGAGGGCCGCGCGGGGAGAAGGUCUUGCGGAGUCCUGGGUCAUGGUCUGCGACUUCCACGGCUACUCCUGGUUCGUCGACACGGACCCGCGCGCCGCGCUCUUCACGGCCAAGCUUUUGGCCCACUACCCGGAGCGCUUGGGGCGCUGUCUGCUGGUGGACGCCCCGAGCAUCUUCAGCGGGACGUGGUCGGCGGUGCGGCGGAUCUUGAACGAGGUCACUGCCAGCAAGGUUCAGUUCGUUCGGACGGAUGACGGCUCGUUUCAGGCCGACUUGAAGAGCUGGGCCUCCCUGGGCCUCAGCUCCUGGCUGCUCACGGAGAUCGCGGAGAACCGCCUGGAGAGCAA
Symbiodinium sp. CCMP2456 is the source of this 3146-nucleotide messenger RNA. The record is from the annotation of a GenBank genome assembly. Lineage: Eukaryota; Dinophyceae; Suessiales; Symbiodiniaceae.